GUUGACAUGUUCUGCGACAGUAAAAUCGCUUGAAAUUCGUUGGGUGUAAGGUCGACAUUAGCAUUUCUGAAUCCACAUACCAAUUGGAAUGAUUGCCCAUUCAUGUUCAUGUUUUAGCAUUCCCCUAACAACGUCACACCAACUACCUUGGAUGCCAAACCAACGCCUGAAGUUUUCUUAGUUUCUUUAGAACCUGUAGUCCACCAGGAGUCCACCAGGAGUUCACCUCUGCAUGGGGCUCUGCAAGAACAAAUCACAAGGCUGGGCCUGGAGACAGCCUCUGACGUCAGUAAAAAAGUCCUGGUCAGUUCAGCAUGAUCUCACAGGGGCAGGAAAGUGUCAGGAAAGAGAAGGGCCUUACUCUUACUCUGGCUUUAAUGGUAGCCUCUGCUGCCGUUGGGGGGACAGUGCAAUAUGGCUAUAACCUUGCCAUUAUGAAUGCACCUACUGUUUACAUUCAGAACUUUAUAAAUGAGACGUUUCAGGAGCGUUGGGCAAUACAGUUAGAGGUGUAUGAGAUCACACUUAUAUGGACCUUUAUAGUCUCUAUCUUCUCGCUGGGUGGCCUUACAGGGGCCUUGUUGGCUGGGCCCAUGUCCAUCCACUUUGGCAGGAAGAAGACUAUGUUGCUUAAUAACAUAUUUCUAAUAUCAAGUGCACUGCUGGCAGUGACAAGUCGAGAAGCUCGCUCUUUUGAGAUGAUUAUUAUUUCGAGAUUCCUCGUUGGCAUCAAUGCAGGUGUCAGUAUGAAUGUGCAGCCAAUGUAUUUUGGUGAAAGUGCACCAAAGCACCUACGAGGCGCUGUGUCGCUGUCCUCUGCUGUCUUUACCUCUUUUGGAUUGGUUGUGGGACAAGUUGUUGGUCUCAGGGAACUGUUGGGUUGUGAGUCAUGCUGGCCGUACCUGUUAGCCAGUAAUGCUGUGCCUGGCUUUAUCCAGCUUCUCACACUGCCAUGGUUUCCAGAGAGCCCCCGGUACCUUCUCAUCGACCGUGGAGACAAGAAUGCCUGCCUAAAGGCCCUAAAGCAGCUGCGGGGCUGUGAGGUUGAGAGAGCUGAGCUGGAUGAGAUGCUGCAGGAGAAGGCGGAGGCUGAAGGCCUGAGAGCUCGGCAGCCCUGGGAGCUCUUCACCGACCGCAGCAUUCGCUGGCAACUCAUCUCCGUCGCAGUGCUGAGCAGUGCCAUGCAGCUGUGUGGUAACGACUCGAUUUACUUCUAUGCAUUCUAUAUAUUUCAACAAGCUGGUUUAUCUGCUGAGCACAUCCAGUAUGUGACUAUUGGCACUGGCACAUGUGAAUUCACUGCCUGCAUUCUGAGUAACCUACUUAUAGAACGUCAAGGCAGAAAAGUGCUUUUGAUGGGAGGCUACGCACUUAUGACAGGCUGGGCUGUAGUCUUUACUGUGGCACUUUCAUUUCAGAAUUUAGUGCACUGGAUGCCUUUCAUGAGCAUGGGCUGUGUGUUCACCUAUAUCCUCAGCUUUGGGAUGGGGCCAGCUGGAGUGACUGGAGUUCUCCCUACAGAGAUUUUUAACCAGACAACCCGGCCUGCUGCCUACAUGAUUGCUGGUUCCUUAAUGUGGCUCAAUCUCUUCAUUAUUGGAAUGAUAUUCCCUUUCCUUGUGAGUGGACUGGGCCAGUUCUGCUUUCUGCCGUUUGGCACUGUCUGCCUCAUCACUACAUUGUUUAUUGGAUUUGUUCUACCAGAGACUAAAGGAAAGACGCUGUCCAUGAUCUCAAAUGAGUUCAACAAGCUUAAUUUCCGUCAAAAGGAGACAACAGAAAACAAAAGAAAACAGGCUCACUACCAGCUGGGUGAAGUCUGUCAUUCUACAGCCUUAUAGAUGUUCCACAUAUACAUCUAAGAAUUCUUGAAUAUUUAUCAAAAUGUUUGCACUUUUCUGCUGGAGAAUGAGAGAGCAUCAAACAUGGUCACAUACAGAGCUCAAAGGUAAUCCUGGGAAAACUCUCAUUAUUUUAAAUUUGAUACUCUUGUGGAAGCUGUGCUCUACUGAACAAUAUUAUACUGUAUUAUAAGUUAGCAGUCAAUACUGUUAAGUCCAGCUAAACAACAGUAAACUUGAGAACUAACUUCUAAAUUAAAAAUAGCUUAUAGAGAGUUAAUCUGUUUUGGCAAAUUAACUAUACAGACACACACAGCCACACACAUGCAGUGACACUAAACUUGGUGGUGGCAUGUCAAUGUGUGUUGUGCUGUGUAAGAAUAAUUGCACUUGUUUAAACAAUGUAUUGCAGUAGUGGCAAAAGCAGGACAUACACAAAAACAUUGCCUAUUCUGAAAAAAUGAAAAAAAAAAAAACAGCAGGUCUGGCUGACAGUCAGUUGAGCAACUUACACCAUGCCUUAAAGGACUUCAAGCUGUAAAGCUGUUGUUCUUAAAAAAGAACAGAACUGAACACAAGCAUACACGAUAUUAAAUACUAACCUGAAUAAAGACACUUUUUAAUAAAUAGUUUUAACUGUUUAAGUUAUAAACCUGCUUGUUACGCUGAUUAUUCUAAAUUUAACAGACACAACUAAAUAAGUAAUAGUUUUAGUGUGUGCAAUAAUAAACUAAACAUUUACAGAGUGUACCUAGACUACUUUUAAAAACAGUAAACCUUCAAUGUUGGCAACAGUAAGUGUUGGGUUUUGAGGGAAUCUCUAAAGAUGAGGUGUAAAAUUAUUUAAGAUAUACAAAUGAAUGUUUUUGCAUCUGUUUGAAGGGAACACAAAUGCUUAAAAGUGUUCUUAAUGUGUGGUGUUCUGUUUUGAGGUAUCUUGUUUUGUUUUUGGGUAUGCUUUUCUACAAGCAUUUAUUUUCUAUUACAUUUUACAAGUGUUUAUUUUCUACAGACAUUUUUUUUUCCAAAGGAUUUUGUUUCUAAUACAAUUCUAGUCUACUAUUAUGGAGUAUUGUUUGACAUGUUGCUUGUAACACUUUUGCAUUAAAAUGAUGCAAACUG
Astyanax mexicanus (Mexican tetra) is the source of this 2963-nucleotide messenger RNA. RefSeq names its product solute carrier family 2 member 11a (gene slc2a11a). The coding region runs from base 315 to 1841 and encodes 508 amino acids. Gene Ontology annotation, molecular function: hexose transmembrane transporter activity. Lineage: Eukaryota; Metazoa; Chordata; Actinopteri; Characiformes; Acestrorhamphidae. The transcript has 14 exons. Gene Ontology annotation, biological process: monosaccharide transmembrane transport. The record is from RefSeq and is a predicted model, not a curated record. Gene Ontology annotation, cellular component: membrane.